This is a messenger RNA of Colletotrichum godetiae, 2112 nucleotides long. Its product is annotated as fungal-specific transcription factor domain-containing protein. The transcript is spliced from 5 exons. The record is from RefSeq and is a predicted model, not a curated record. NCBI's taxonomy places the organism in Eukaryota, Fungi, Ascomycota, Sordariomycetes, Glomerellales, Glomerellaceae. Gene Ontology annotation, molecular function: DNA-binding transcription factor activity, RNA polymerase II-specific; zinc ion binding; sequence-specific DNA binding. Gene Ontology annotation, cellular component: nucleus. Gene Ontology annotation, biological process: positive regulation of transcription by RNA polymerase II; DNA-templated transcription. Bases 1 to 2112 code for a protein of 703 amino acids.
AUGCAGAGAACGCCAAAAUCGAUCGUUACCGGUAAUACUACUCAGAGUGUCCGUAGCGUUCUGCUUGCUGGAAAGAACACCGCACCUCUGACUGGUCACCACUUCCAUAGUUGCCAUAGAUGUCACGAAAGAAAGGUGAAGUGUAGCGGUAGCCGUCCGUGCCAUAACUGCCAGCAGUCUGACAAGGCGGGCGAGUGCUCGUUUCCGCAAAGGAAUAGGACGGUAAAGGUUCCGCAAAGUUUACUGGAUGAACUAUUCCAGGAGAUUGAUAGACUGAGGCGACAGAGUACACCUCAGCUGCAGUCAGAACGCUGCGCAACGGAUAUCAAUGAAUCCCACCAUACAAACACUCCUGAAGAAGAUGCCCCUCAACCACUUCAGUCACCUAUAGACCUUCAGCCAGAACCAUCUGCAGAGUCCGCGGAAACCGAAACAAGUCCAGCAAUCAGUGUUGAUCCGUGGUUCAACAGUUUGAAUGUCUUCAGAAGCCCUGUCCUCAUCGGCGAGGCUGCCGACGCCGCUUUCGCAACUCGGUUUCGCCAGGUCAUUACGGACCCAUCAGCCCCCGAGCCUAUUCACCUCCUACGCCUGGAUUACGCUUCCAACGAGUCCAUGAUGUCGUUGGCUGAUGUCAACACACCUUGGCCUGGGCCUUCCCGCGCCAAAUUCUUGCUCGAGGCCGCCAUGAAAUACAUUGGUCGCUCAUAUCACAUCGUGGAAGCACGCGUAAUUACAGAAAGCUGGAAACGGAACAGCCAUGACGCGAGCCAGGAAGCUAUAACCCUUCGGUGUAGAACUUGGGCCCUAUUUGCGAUCGGGGAGCUUUACAUCUCCAAGUCCACCGGCGUCCACGGUUUCCCUGGAAUGGCAUACUUUGCUCAAGCAUCUAAGGCUUUGGGAUACCUUGACGAGCGCCCCGAGGUUGACUCCGUUGAGCUUUACCUCCUCUUGGCUUUCUACUCUAUGGCUCUGAACCGACGAUAUAGUGCGUACGUUUUCGCGGGUACUGCCGUUCGUGUUGCAGUUGUUAUCGGCCUACACCUUGGCAUUCCGGAGUCUCAAUUACCAGAUCCCAUGAUUCGCCAACAUCGGAAGUGUCUCUUUUGGACUGCAUAUAUCAUAGACCGACUCUGUGCUGCGAACCUUAACCACCCACCGGCAAUUCAAGAUGAUGACAUUGGCAUUGACCUUCCUUGCGAGCCAUCUACUUCGACUUCGACCAAUAGCUGUGGUGACUCCGAUUACCAUGUUGCUAAUAUCAAACUAGCCGGUCUAUUAACUUCCAUAAUCCGAUCUGUCUACAGCGCCCGAACUCAAGCUGAAGGCACAUGCGCGAACCUCUCGAGCCGCGUUCAAGGCUGUCUCAAAGAUCUCCAGUGCUGGUUCGAAACCUUACCUCGUUCGUUACAGAUUGGAGACAAAUCUUUGAACGAGCCUCAUGAUAACAAAGUUGUCUCUCUUCAUCUGCGUUUCUACCAGUGUGUGAUCUUGGCUACUCGACCACUUUUGCUACACGCCCUGCGAAUUCAGGUCGCAAACUCACGUCCCGGCCCAUCUCCAGCAUCAUUCAGAAUCCCUCCCGAUGCAACAGCACUUUCACAGGCAUGCAUACGGUGCGCUCAUCAGUCUACAAGACUCUUCACACGAGCGUGGAUCGAUGGGAACUUUGUGACUUUUGAUUGCUUCUUCACGCAACACCUCUUUUCUUCAUUAACGAUCCUAGCCAUUUCGAGUCUCUUGGACGGAGUAGGCAGUCGACAGGAUCGGGAUUCUUACGAGGAGGCAUCUCGCCUGCUUGACCAACUAAAGAUGGCUGGGAACAUGGUGGCCCAGGAAUAUAGUCGCCAUGUUGAAGUGAUGGAGUCGACGAUAUUGUCGCACCUAAAAGACAAUACCCCAUCCCAGUCAGAUGGAGCAGGAGGGCCUUGCGACGAUGUUCUCACUCAGGAAACUGAUCCAAGCUUACCAGAUGGGACAGUGCCAGCAGCAGGUGUGCCUUGGCCAGAGCCGUCGUUGCAAGAGCUGCUGUCCCAACCAGUGUUCUUGGAGGGCGCUGUUCGAGGGGAGCACUCGCAAGGGAUUUACUGGCCAGAUAUGCAUGUAGAUAGAUGA